Colletotrichum lupini is the source of this 801-nucleotide messenger RNA. RefSeq names its product CoA-transferase family III. The transcript has a single exon. Lineage: Eukaryota; Fungi; Ascomycota; Sordariomycetes; Glomerellales; Glomerellaceae. The coding region runs from base 1 to 801 and encodes 266 amino acids. Gene Ontology annotation, molecular function: catalytic activity. The record is from RefSeq and is a predicted model, not a curated record.
AUGGGUAUAAGCGCUGGUGAUAUCUUAGGGUACGGUUCGGAUGGGCCGUAUAGAGACAAGAAAGCCUACGAUCUUCUCGUGCAGAGCGAAGCAGGCUUUCUCUCCGUCACAGGGAACGGCCCGGAUCUAGCGAAAGCAGGCAUCUCCAUUGCUGACAUCUCUGCCGGCAUGUAUGCCUAUGCCAACAUUCUGGCCGCAGUGAUCAAGCGUGGCAAGACGGGCAAAGGCACUCGGAUAGAUAUUUCCAUGCUCGAAAGCAUGGUUGAGUGGAUGAACUUCCCACUGUACUACACUUACAACGGGGCUCCCGGUCUCGCUCGGUCUGGGGCAGCUCACGCCUCCAUAUAUCCCUACGGUCCUUUUGAGACUGGCGGCGGCGGCUCUGUCAUGCUAGGUGUGCAGAACGAGAGGGAAUGGGCCAAUCUUUGCCGGACUGUCCUGGGCGAUGAAGCGUUGGCCAAAGACCCGCGGUUCGUGAGCAACACGCUUCGCGUCAAGAACCGAGAUGAGCUGAAGGAAAUCAUUUCUAAGCAUUUCGCAAAGUUCUCGGCUGAAGAGGUUCUGAAAAAGCUGGAUUCAGCGUCUAUUGCUAAUGCCAAUGUCAAUGACAUGCAAGGCGUAUGGGAACACCCACAACUGCGAGCGAGAGGCAGGUGGACCGAUGUCGAGACACCAGGCGGCACGAUUCCUGCACUGAUCCCCCCUGGUUUUGCUUCGGUAGAGGCAUCAAGAAUGGAAAGAGUACCUGAGCUAGGCGAGCAUAAUGAGGCCAUUUUCGAGGAACUAGGAGUUAAGCCAUGA